Messenger RNA from Alternaria hordeiaustralica, 777 nucleotides. RefSeq lists its product as uncharacterized. The record is from RefSeq and is a predicted model, not a curated record. The transcript has 3 exons. The coding region runs from base 1 to 777 and encodes 258 amino acids. NCBI's taxonomy places the organism in Eukaryota, Fungi, Ascomycota, Dothideomycetes, Pleosporales, Pleosporaceae.
AUGUUCCCGUUCCUCUUCCUGACGAUAUCUUUACUCCUACCUUUCAUCGUCAAGGCCUACAAGAUCGAUGCAUCUUGCGAAGAAAAGGGUAUAGCAGCGGACGUCCGAGCUGCCAUGGGAUCAGCGAUCCAGAUGGUCAACGCAGCAUACACUACAUUAGCAAAGCCUUCAGUUUUAUUGAGUGAUGAUGAGGUCGAGCUGAUCAGGAAUCUAUUCGCAAAGGACGGCUUGGAGCCAGCCCAACUUAUCGAUGACGGCAAAAUGGACAAAACGAACCGACUGUUGUAUAGUAUUCAGCACAAUAUGGGGCAAGAGGUGACAGGGUCGAACAGUGUGCCUGAUACUGACGUGAUCAUCUAUUGCCACUACGACCGCUGGGUACCGGUGGAGGGGAAGGCGAAUCUCUAUGAAGAUACAACAAAUGGUUACAAGCUCAAGCUCAAAGAACUGUCGUGUAGAGGUUCGACGCUUGACAGAGUUGCUCUGGCAGUCACAACCAAUCCGCAGAUCACGACUGUGUUCGAAGCCCCACCAAAUCACCCAGAGGGUGCACCACCUCCUACAAGAUUCAAGAGACUGCCCAGCCAAAUCCAGCUUUGUUUGUGGUUCGUGGAUUGGAUCAAGCAGAAGGAGCAGAAGAGCGCAGACGACGUGAAACGGCGAACAAGGAUUGGCAGAAAGCUCAUCAACCAGGCACAGGCAAAUGGCCGGACUUGGGGCUUGGGCCUGAACCAGAUUGGUACGUCGUACUUUGAUACAUUCUCGAACAGUGUCUAA